CAGGCGUUGCCCCUCCCGCCAACUGAUCAGCAUAUGGGAGGCCGCGGCAUGGCCGGCAUGGGCGGGCACGGCAUGAUGCCCGGCAUGGGGAUGCAGCCGCAGAUUGUGCUGCUGCGCGAGGGUACCGACACUUCACAGGGCAAGCCGCAGCUCAUCUCGAACAUCAAUGCGUGCCAGGCGGUGGUUGACGUGGUGCGGACCACGCUCGGGCCGCGCGGGAUGGACAAGCUGAUCCACGACGAGAAUGGCACGGUGACCAUCUCGAACGACGGCGCCACGCUGAUGAAGAAGCUGCAGGUCGUCCACCCGGCCGCCAACACGCUCGUGCAGAUCUCCAUGUCGCAGGAUGCCGAGGUUGGCGACGGUACCACCUCCGUCGUGCUGCUGGCGGGCGAGUUCCUGCGCGAGGCGAAGCCGUACAUCGAGGAGGGCGUGCACCCGCAGGUGAUCAUCAAGGCCUACCGGCAGGCGGUCGCGCUCGCCACCGCAAAGAUCGACUCGCUCGCCGUCAACCUCGAGCAGAGCGGCGGCGAGGUGCGCGCGAUGCUGGAGAAGAGUGCGGCGACCUCGCUCUCGUCCAAGCUGGUGUCGGGGCACAAGCAGUUCUUCGCGAAGAUGGUGGUGGACGCCGUCCUCUCGCUCGACCAGGCCCAGGGGCUCGACAUGCUCGGCACCAAGAAGGUGGUCGGAGGCUCGCUGCAAGACUCAAUGCUCGUCGAGGGCGUCGCCUUCAAGAAGACUUUCUCGUAUGCGGGCUUCGAGCAGAUGACGAAGCACUUCAAGGCGCCGAAGAUCGUGCUGCUCAACGUCGAGCUCGAGCUCAAGGCCGAGCGUGACAACGCCGAGGUUCGCGUCUCCGACGUCACGGCCUACCAGGCAGUGGUCGACGCUGAGUGGGACAUCAUCUACGACAAGCUCGCGAAGAUCGUCGCGUCGGGCGCAAACAUCGUCCUCUCCAAGCUCGCGAUCGGCGACCUCGCCACGCAGUACUUCGCCGACCGCGGCCUCUUUUGCGCCGGCCGCGUCGAGGACGGCGACCUCAAGCGCGUCGCAAAGGCGACGGGCGCGGCGGUGCAAACCUCGUGCAACGACCUCAGCCCGGGCGUGCUCGGCGCGUGCGGCGAGUUCGAGGAGCGGCAAGUCGGCGGCGAGCGCUUCAACUUCUUCUCCGGCUGCGACAAGGCGAGCACCUGCACCUUCAUCCUGCGGGGCGGCGCGGAGCAGUUCAUCGCGGAGGCGGAGCGAUCGCUGCACGACGCGAUCAUGAACACGCGCCGGCUGCUCCGCCACCCGUCCGUCAUCGCCGGCGGCGGAGCCAUCGAGAUGGAGCUUUCCGCCUACUUGCGCGACGAGUCGCGCAAGAUCUACGGCAAGCUGCAGCUGCUCAUCGGGGCCUACGCAAAGGCGCUCGAGGUGAUCCCGCGCCAGGUGGCCUCAAACUCGGGCAUGGACCCGACUGACGUGCUCAACAAGCUGCGCAUGAAGCACGCGCGCGGAGGAAAGUGGUUCGGCGUCGACGUCAUCGAGAACGGCGUGUGCGACACCUUCGAGGCUUUUGUGUGGGAGGCGACGGUGAUGAAGCGGAACGCGCUGCUCGCUGCGACCGAGGCGGCCUGCCUCAUCCUCUCCGUCGACGAGACGGUGCGCAACCCGGCUUCUGAGAAGCCCGACGCCGGCGGCAUGCCGGGCGGCAAGGGCAUGAUGGGCAAGGGGCGCGGCGGUGGCCGCUUCGGCCGCGGCC
Emiliania huxleyi CCMP1516 is the source of this 1741-nucleotide messenger RNA. Its product is annotated as chaperonin complex component, TCP-1 eta subunit. Gene Ontology annotation, biological process: protein folding. Lineage: Eukaryota; Haptophyta; Isochrysidales; Noelaerhabdaceae. The record is from RefSeq and is a predicted model, not a curated record. The annotation marks the transcript as partial. Gene Ontology annotation, cellular component: chaperonin-containing T-complex. The transcript has 6 exons. Gene Ontology annotation, molecular function: ATP-dependent protein folding chaperone; ATP hydrolysis activity; ATP binding.